CCGAUCGAGCAUUUAUAUUCAUAUUCUAUGAACAGAGUUUUUAUGCAAAAUUGAAUUCAGUAAUUUUUGCAUAGUGGAAUAUCAAUAUAAUGUCCAAAGAUAUUCGAUCUUUCUUCACUGUCCUUUCUCAUAAGCCCGAUAAUUCCACUAAACUUGGACCAAAGCGGUCCCAAACCUCAGCAAUAAUCGAUUCGGAUGAGGAUGUAGUUAAAACAACCCCGGAGAGACAUGCAUCAAAAAAGCGUCCAACAAAACGCAGACCUCAAGUUUUGAGCUCAGAUUCAGAUGAUGAGCAAGUUUCAAAACAAAAACAAACAAAAUCCCCAUCCAAGAAAAUAAAGGAAGCAAAAAAUAAAGAUUUACUUAAGCCAGUUAACAUAGAAGAUGUGUUUAAAAAUACGCCUGUAAAGCAGGCAAAAGUCGAGCAUGGCAGUGAAACUCCGAAGUCAGAAUCAACAAAAAAGCAAAAAAAAUUAAGUGCAAAAAAAUUUAAGAAAGAUACAGAAUUAGGAAUACAUAAUGAUAAAGAUUUUGAACAGACUUUAAUAGAAUUAGAUGGAGAUGAUGAUGUGUUGUUAAGUAAUUUGGAUGUAUUAAAUAAAACCAUUGAGGAGGCAGAAAAAUCAAGAAUUAAUAAAGAAUCUCCAAGAAAAAGACAAAGACGAAAUUCUAGUUCUGAGUCCAAACAAACGCCCCAUAAGAAGCAAAAAUUGCAACAUGUAGAUUCGGGUAUCGAUCCAGAUCAAGAGAGAUGGGAAAAGAGAAGACAUUCUGCAGCUUUAUACCAGAAAUAUUUAAAUAGGGGUGGUCCAAAACAUCAUGGGUCAAAAGAGUUGCCAAAGGGAAAGAAAGAAUGUUUAAAAAAUUUGACAUUCUUAAGAACAGGAGUUUUGGACUCAUUAGAAUCCCAAGAGUUUGAUAAUCUGGUGGUAGAGCAUGGUGGUAAAACAGUCCAUUCUGUAUCAAAAAAAGUUAAUUUUAUUGUUGUGGGUGAAGAACCUGGGCCUGCAAAGUUGGAAAAGGCUAGGAAUUAUAAUAUUAUAGAGAUAUCUGAAGACGAAUUUUUGGACAUGAUAUUGAUAAAAUCCGGAUUGCAACCUAGGUAUUGCCAUAAAACUGUGGUUUCGGAAGACAUGGGUAUUGCUUCCGAAGACGACAGCCCUUCAGCAUCCGAACUUAAAGAUGCAAUUCAAUUAGAAGAUGUUAUGAACGCAUCUCCAAAGAAAAACGUGUGUACACCUGAGCUAAAAAACAAGAAAAAUGGUGAAGCACUACAUUUGAAAAAUAUUGUUAGAGAUUCAAAAAGUGAGGACAGGCGAGAGCCCCAUGAGAUGCCAAUUGAUGAAGGAAAGAAAAUAAAAAAAAAUGACCCUGAAAGAAAUGAAAUUAUUUCAUCUUUGAAAGAACAUCAACAUUCCACAGUUCCAAGUGCUUCUAUGUCAUGGACGGAAAAGUAUAAACCUGUGAAUUUAAAAGGCAUAAUUGGCCAACAAGAUGCCAACAGUAAUAUGUAUAAGCUGAAGAAGUGGCUGGAAAAAUGGUAUCAUAAUCAGAAACCUGAAAUAAGGAAAAAAUUACCAAAACCCACACCUUGGAACCAGUUUGAUGGAAGUUAUUACAAAUGCGUUUUGCUGAGUGGUCCUCCCGGUGUGGGGAAAACAACCACCGCCACUAUAGUGUGUAAGGAAUUGGGUUUUGACAUAGUAGAAUUUAAUGCUUCGGACACGAGGAAUAAAAAGCUGUUGCAUGAGGAAAUUUCGCAGAUGAUGGGCGCCGGAUCGGUGGCCGGAUUUGCUGGAGGUGACAAAAACGUGCACAAACGUCGAGUUUUAUUAAUGGAUGAGGUAGAUGGCAUGGCGGGUAACGAAGACAGAGGCGGCAUUGCGGAACUAAUAAAUUUUAUAAAAAUUUGCAAUUUCCCGAUCAUUUGCAUGUGUAACGAUAGAAAUCAUCAGAAAAUGAGAACUUUGGUCAACCAUUGCUACGGUUUGAAAUUUGCUAAACCUACUGUGGCUCAAAUCAAGGGUGCCAUGUCAACGAUUUGUUUCAAGGAAGGUCUGAAGAUAAAACCCGAUGCUCUGUCGGAACUGAUUUCAGGCACUGGGUGUGACAUUCGUCAAACGUUGAACAACCUUUUUAUGUGGUCGGCCGCAGAAAAGAACCUGUCAGACGAAAUGGUGCACAAAGAAUCGGAAAAGUCCCACAAAGACGUCGUAUUUGGUCCUUGGGACGUUGUCAGGAAGCUGUUCAACGACCGGGAGAACCAUGAUAUGAAUUUAAGCGACAAAUUUAGGUUGUUUUUUUACGAUUACAGUUUGGGUCCGUUGUUUGUUCAAGAAAAUUAUCUGACUGCAAGACCUACAUGUAUAAGCAAAAAUAAAGACAAAGAACAUUUGAUAAGGGUGAUGAAAACAGCUGACUCCUUGAGCUUGGGAGAUUUAGUAGAGUCAAAAAUUCGAGGCACAAAUAAUUGGUCCUUGUUAGAAAGUCAGGCUUUGUUCUCGACGGCCAUCCCCAGUCAUUACAUGUCCGGAUCGCUCGAGAGAGUCAAUUUUCCCGCCUGGUUCGGAAAAAACUCGAAACGAAGCAAAGUUAUGAGGAUCCUAAGCGAACUGCACUCGCACACCCGAACCACCACUUCAGGUGAUAAAAUGAGUAUUAAACUGGAUUAUGCUGUGCCUCUCUACCACUCAAUUGUGAAACCACUUUUGACAGAGGGAGUUAAUGGAAUUAGUAAAUCGCUUGAUGUUAUGAAAUCCUACAGUUUGUUACGCGAGGACUUAAACAAUCUAGUUGAUCUAUGCCAAGGGUUUGGUAACAAAAAUAUCUUUAACGAUGUCGAGUCCAGGGUUAAGUCGGCAUUCACAAGAGCUUACAACAAACAAGUGAUGUUGCCUUUUGCCCCACCAGUUGCUUCUAAGAAGAAAAAGAACGCCGAGGACGCCGAAUUGAUGGGUGAAGACGACGACGAGCUUGAAGAGGAUGUAGAAGAGGACGGUGUUGAAGCUGAUACAAUGAUUAAGGUAAAAGUCAAAAAAGAACCAGCAACAUCAGCGUCAAGUUCAAAAGAGGCCAAGAACAAGGGCGGAAAGGAUAGUGGCGGCAGCAAAAAAAAGGGAAAAAAAUAAUUUCUUUUUUGAUGACUUCUCAUUUUUAAAGUGU
Cylas formicarius (sweet potato weevil) is the source of this 3162-nucleotide messenger RNA. It is a transcript of the gene Gnf1, whose product is annotated as replication factor C subunit 1. The record is from RefSeq and is a predicted model, not a curated record. Gene Ontology annotation, cellular component: nucleus; DNA replication factor C complex. The transcript is spliced from 11 exons. NCBI's taxonomy places the organism in Eukaryota, Metazoa, Arthropoda, Insecta, Coleoptera, Brentidae. The coding region runs from base 90 to 3128 and encodes 1012 amino acids. Gene Ontology annotation, molecular function: ATP binding; DNA clamp loader activity; DNA binding. Gene Ontology annotation, biological process: DNA replication; DNA repair.